AUGUCACAGGCCUCGCAGCAGCCCAGACAUGAUCAGCCCGCACCUAUAUCAACACCCGCUCCAACUACUAGCGGCGCUCAAAAGCAGCCGUCGCCCACUCCUCUCCCAGUAAACCAGAUUCCCCCCGGAGGCGCGCCAGCAAGGCGAUAUCUGAACGAUAACGUAACACCGGCGCUACUCGAGGGCAUGAAAAUGCUGGCAAGAGUGCAACCCAAGGACCCGUUGCUGGCGCUGGCGAAGUUCUUGGAGGAGCAACAUAAGGAACAGGAAGAGAAGGCGAAGGUCAAGGUUGAAGGAGGUAAUGGGAGCCUAUAG
Tuber aestivum (summer truffle) is the source of this 315-nucleotide messenger RNA. Lineage: Eukaryota; Fungi; Ascomycota; Pezizomycetes; Pezizales; Tuberaceae. The record is from the annotation of a GenBank genome assembly.